UUAUUUCAUUAUUAUUUUAUCAUCUUUGCUGUUAAACAAACACACCUUGAGUUACUUCCCAUAUCGUCCUUUUUGCUCCAUCCCAGAUGAAAAAUCUGUCAAAGGAAAUUGUUUGAAGGUCAGACUCACCAUGAGCAGAGCAGGAUAGAGACAAGCCUCCAUUGGAACAUUGUUCAUGGUCCUUUUCUAAUAAGGGUGUCACCCCACUGCAUUCCUGACGCUGACACUGUAAACCAUAAAAAGGAUGUAAAAUGACACAUACAAGGAUAGCUGACCCCCCCCGAAAAAACUAAACAUUCUCUACCAGAGAAAAGCAAUAAAUACGUGGUGGCCCUUAUCGUUCAAUAAGCAUCUCUGGUAGACUACUCGCUGAUCUGCAGCUUCCAUCCAGCAGAGGAAAGCCCCUCAUUCUACAUCACCAAUGACGCAGCGGAGGUUUCCCGGGCAGAUUAUCGACCAAUGAAUGCAGGGCUCUCUCCCCGGGCCCCCACCCGGGCCCCCACCCGGGCGUCUCGCGUCACACCUGGUCUGCUCGUAUUUCCUCUGGGGAAACCGCUGGUUUGGGCCCUGGACUCUCCGUCAUAAUAACGCACCAAUGAGACCCUUAGUGAUGACUAAUGUGUUUCCAAUAAAGAGACUUUGUGUGUGUUUGCAGGAUGAAAUACACAUUAACCAAAGGUAUUGUUUUGCUCUCUUAGACUACACUGACUGCGUGCUGAAGGUGAGACCAAAGAAUCAUUAAAGAGUUGUCAAACUCAGUCAUUUCGUUGCAAUAUACUACUUGACCUCUUUGUGGUGGUGUGGUGCUAUAAAACACAUCCCUACAUUUCACACAAAGCUAAACCCUGGACUUGCUUCACAUUCCGGUCUGUACAGCAUUUGCAGGAUAUGUCUUCUGUUCACAUUCACAAUCAUGUCAUAUUUAGCCUUGAGCAAAUCAUCAUAUGCAACAACCACAAAUGGGAAGCUUGUUAUGUAAUGACACCAGACACUGUGAUAAUGUCAAAGGGAUGGUACAUCUGUGUCAUCAACAUCUACACAAACAAGGGUGGGACAAGUAUUUCUCAACAGGCUGCAGUGGUAUUUCUUUCACGUUUAAUCCUUGUUAAGAUAAUUAAAACCCUCGCUGAGCCACUGGACACUCCGAAACCACAAAACUAGGUGCCCUCACGCUGAACCAAAAACACCUGAAUGUGUUAAUUGGAGUCACAUUUGCGAAGCUCCGUGAUUGUAGCGUCAGCGUGCUUGUUAGUUAUGUUUAUUGGUGGCUAUUAAUGAGUAACUGGGGGAACUACAGGGAGCGGAGGUCUUCUCGUAGGGAAAAGAAGCGGCGCUCGCCUGCAGACUUGUGGCUCAGCCGCUUCUCACGAAAAGACGGCGGUUGUGUCAUUUCUCACAAAACAACUCGAACUUCAGGAGCGAGAGAGAUGACCGUGGUCACCGUUUGACAUUUGGCAUCGAAAGGGUUUUAAGUCUGCUGUCAUGACCUCCGUCACGGGCCCGUCCCUUCUAACUCUGGUCUGUCUGUGCUUGCAGCUUCUGGGCUCACGUGCAGCUUCCUCCGCCAGCACCAGCCUGUGGGGCAAGAAGCUGCUGUUUAGGGCCCGGCCGUGCAUGUGGCAGCUGCAGCGAGGCGCCGCGGCCCCGGAGCUGGAGGAGCUGAGUGCGUGCAUGCUGUUAAACCGCACCCACGGAUCAGGGUGGACAGGCUUUGACUACAAACCCCCCGGGGGAGGACCCGAGGUGCUGGGACUCGAGGGCACAGGUACACAACUUUCCGUAUGGCUGUUUGGAGAGAAACACAACCUGCCCACGGGCUUGAAAUUAAACGAACGGCACACCGUGUGCCUGACCUGGUCGGGCCCGGCCCGCAGGCUGCGGGUCUACGUCAAUGGAACCAGAGAGUACAACGCGUCCGUGAGCCCCGAGCUCCCCCGGCGCCUGGCCCUGAGCGGCACCCUCACCCUGGGGCAGUCUCAUUUCAUAAACGCCGCGGGGGAGGUGAAGCCGGUGUCCGGCACGGAUCUGCUGGGUGAGAUCGCCCUCUUCAGGGUGUGGGCUAGGGAGUGGAGCGCCGAGGAGCUGAGGGGGCACAGCUGUGCCGACGGAGACGUGGUGAGGUGGGACCUGAGUCAGUGGAGACACAACUGUCCGCCCGAGCCCGACGACCGGCUCCACUGUGCAUGGUCGCUUUACAAAGUCAACAUGCGGACGUUGGAUGUUAACUCUACGAAGCCUGCAAAUUGUUCAGGGUCACUCGAGGAGGUUGCAAGAAACUGGUUGGAGAGCAUUUUCCCUCGUAGCAUUUCAGUCCAUAACAUCCUGGUUUCAUCCGAGAGCCGUAACUGCCGUGUGGUUGAUAAUUCUACUGCUCCACCUGCGCAACAAUAUCAGGGAUCAAGAGCACCGUCAAACUCCAACUGUAACACGUGUUUCAGGUGUGAAUUCUACGUGAAAGUGGACCCGGCUGCUGACGUGGAGGUGGUUCAGGCGAACAUGGCUUCGUUGCUGAGUUCGACCUUCCCCCACAGCCUGACGGCCGACCCCGACACCAUCAGCGUGCUGCCUGUGGAGUUUCUCCCUGCAGUGACAGAACCCCCGCCGACGGCCACCUCUGGUGCACAAACACAAGACAUGAGACCGACUCAAAGUCCGUCAGCUGAUCCCACCAACGUGUCCCCAACAACAACAACCGCGGGAGAUCCCCCCGAGCAGAACGAGACCCUCAUCGGACCAGACACAUUCUUCAGAGUCAAUUUGACUUUACGUGUGUACGGCAGCCCCACAAACCCAAAGCAGAGUGUCAAGAAAUGGGUGAAGAACAAGCUGGAGGCGAAUGGCACCAUGACUGUGCUGAAUCUCAUUACAAAGGAGAACGUUGGCAGCAACACGGAGCAGCACAAUAGACUGAUGAUUUCCCAGAGGCAACAAAAACAAUAUUACUGCACCUUCCACGUUCAAGAAUACAGCCAAAACAGUUUGGCAGAAAGUGAAAGGUUUAUUACCGCCGCCCUGACAUCGGGGUACGAAACCGACUCCUUCGCUAUUCAAACUAUAGGUGUGGCGAUCAAACACAUAGUGCCAGCAAACUGCUUGGAAGAAACUACCUCUACAUUCUAUGGAACGUACAUUUGGCCUGAAGCCUUUCCACAAGUCAACCAAGAGAUGGGAUGCAGAGAGCCGCAGUCAGAGAGAGCCUUCAGGCUUUGUAAGUUAGACAUUGAAACGGACACAACCAGCUGGGCUAAACCCGAUAUGAAACAAUGCAAACCGCUCGUGAUCAUAUCAGACCUUGAAAACAUCACUGUCACCACGGGUAACAUGGCUGAGGUCGUGGACGUCAUUCAGGACCUCGUCGAUGUUCAGUUGGGUGAGAGCGCGGAGCUCUCCUCCUCCCAGCUGGAUGCCGUGGUGGCGAAGCUCUGCGAGGUGGUGGACAUCAGCAGCAUCACGCCUGCGCUCGCUGCCAACAUCGUCAAUAUUGUUGCGGAUAUCCUGGUUUCCAAAACCCAUGUCGCUCCUUUGGCCGGCGUCCUCCUUAAUCUGACCGACAGAAUGGGGAACGACAUGGAUUUCCAAGAUGAGUCCAUCAGCAUAACCGCCCCCUCGAUGGCGCUGUCCAUGAUCAACGUCGGUCAAAACGACUUCAGCGGCCUGACCUUCGGCGUGUCCUGUGUUUCUCCUGACCUGAAGCCACAGGUUUUUUUCAACAACGACAUUGUGGGCGAACUGCUCCCCGACACUAACGCGACUAUCUGUUUGCCCUCCGAACUCAACACCUUUUUCCCUUCCGGAGAGAGAAAUACAACCCGUGUCCAGUUUCAGUUCUAUGCAACAGACGAUCUUUUUCAGGACCCAAACAUGACCAACUCAACACAGAGCAGCUGGACACUGAAUUCCUUCGUAGUGUCUGCGAGCAUCAACAACAGCCGUAUCAGCAACCUGAAGGAGCCGGUGGUUGUUUGCCUCAGACACCAAACAAUCAAACAACCAGAAGACGAGGUCCAGUGUAUGUUUUGGGAUUUCCUGAAAAAUGGUGGGCAGGGUGGUUGGAGCGGCGCAGGUUGUGAAACCCGCAGCAUUUCUGCUCAUGAGACCAGCUGCCUCUGUGAUCACCUCACACAUUUCGCCGUGCUCCUGGAUGUAUCCAGAACACACGUCAGCGGAGCUCAGAGCCAGAUUCUGACAGUGAUCUCAUAUCUCGGCUGUGGAAUCUCCUCCAUCUUUCUCGGCAUCACACUUGUCACCCACCUUGCUUUUGAAAAGCUGCGUCGCGACUACCCGUCUAAGAUCCUCACUAACCUGUCCGCUGCCCUGCUGGGGUUGAGCAUGCUCUUCCUUCUGGACUCGUGGCUCUCCUCCUUCUCCAACUACAGUCUGUGCAUCGCCACCGCUGCCGCGCUGCACUAUUUCCUGCUGGCCUCUUUCACCUGGAUGGCCCUGGAGGCCGUGCACAUGUACCUCGCCCUGGUCAAGGUCUUCAACAUCUACAUUCCCUCCUACAUCGCCAAGUUAUGUGCUCUGGGAUGGGGUAUUCCUCUGGUCGUAGUCAGCUUGGUGCUCACCAUAGAUAAAGACGCCUACGGCAGCAUCGUGCCUGACGAGUCUGCAGUGGCGCUGCAGUCCGCUGAACAAUUCUGCUGGCUGCAGGACGACGUCUUCUUCUACGUAACCGUGGUGGCCUUUAUCCUCCUGAUCCUGUUGUGCAACACCUUUGUAUUCAUCGUGGUCCUGAUCCAGAUCAGACAGAUGAGGGCCAACAAGCAGCCAACAAGCGGCCUGAGCUCGUUGCAUGACUUGAGGGCUGUGGUCAGUCUCACGGUGCUGUUAGGCCUGACGUGGUCAAUGGGAUUCUUCUCCUUUGGGCCCGGCAAAGUGUUCGUGAUGUACCUGUUCUCCAUCUUCAACUCCUUGCAGGGGUUCCUUGUCUUUUUGUUCCAUUGUUUGAUGAAGGAGAAUGUGAGGAAACAGUGGAGAGUCUUCUUGUGCUGCGGACGUUUCAGACUCAGUGAAUACUCAAACUGGAGCCGCUCUGCGACAGCCGGCUGCAAAAAGAAUCAUCUUGUCAACUCCGACUCCGGCGCGUCUGACACCACAGAGAAAGGACUCUGACUCGUCCAAGGGAUCCGCGCCGGAGCACCACCAGGGAGCGUGAGAGGGCCAAGACCCACCGAUCCUGCACAAACUGCAGACGUCAGAUCAGCUGCCUGUCGAUUAUGGGAACGAAUCAAAUGAACUCGCGGUUUAGUUGGUUACAGUGGCUCCACGGGCACUUCUGAAACACUAUAAGCAGGAAUAUUACAUUCAAAAAAAUGAAAACAGUCCGUUCAAGGCCCAGUGAAGACGACAGUGAAGACGUGUGCUCUGAAGUGCACAUUGAAUGCCAUCAGCUCAAAUUUACUCUACGGUUUACACCACAGCUUUCACUGUGCAGGUGAAUCCUAAUACAACACAAACAAAUAGUUAGUGUUUGUAAAACCUCUAAUUGCAAAUGAAUGAGUGAAGUAAACUUUGCACAGGAAGCCGCUGUAAGAGCUUUCCAUGUAAAUGUGUCGUGAAUGUAAUGGAAAAGACAGUAUGUGUAACCAAUAAUUGUAUUAAUGCAUAAUAAAUUAUAGUUGUAUCCCCGUA
Gasterosteus aculeatus aculeatus (three-spined stickleback) is the source of this 5631-nucleotide messenger RNA. It is a transcript of the gene adgrg4a, whose product is annotated as adhesion G protein-coupled receptor G4a. Lineage: Eukaryota; Metazoa; Chordata; Actinopteri; Perciformes; Gasterosteidae. Gene Ontology annotation, cellular component: plasma membrane. Gene Ontology annotation, molecular function: G protein-coupled receptor activity. The record is from RefSeq and is a predicted model, not a curated record. Gene Ontology annotation, biological process: adenylate cyclase-activating G protein-coupled receptor signaling pathway; cell surface receptor signaling pathway.